This is a messenger RNA of Trichosurus vulpecula (common brushtail), 404 nucleotides long. RefSeq names its product biogenesis of lysosome-related organelles complex 1 subunit 2. NCBI's taxonomy places the organism in Eukaryota, Metazoa, Chordata, Mammalia, Diprotodontia, Phalangeridae. The transcript has a single exon. The record is from RefSeq and is a predicted model, not a curated record. Gene Ontology annotation, molecular function: gamma-tubulin binding. Bases 105 to 404 code for a protein of 99 amino acids. Gene Ontology annotation, cellular component: BORC complex; BLOC-1 complex; gamma-tubulin complex. Gene Ontology annotation, biological process: endosomal transport; lysosome localization.
CCUUUCUCCUACCUCCCUUCCCCGGCCUAGACGAUGCCGUGGUGGAGACAGCGGAGGAGGCCACGGAGCCCGCCGAGGCGGACAUCACGGGGCUGUGCCAGGACAUGUUCUCCAAAAUGGCCACGUACCUGACGGGCGAGCUCACAGCUACCAGUGAAGACUAUAAACUUCUGGAAAAUAUGAACAAACUGACUAGCUUGAAGUAUCUAGAAAUGAAAGAUAUUGCAGUAAACAUAAGUAGAAACCUAAAGGACUUAAACCAGAAAUAUGCAGCACUUCAGCCUUAUCUGGAUCAGAUCACUCUAAUUGAGGAGCAAGUAGCAGCUCUUGAGCAGGCAGCUUACAAAUUGGAUGCAUAUUCAAAGAAACUAGAAGCAAAGUACAAGAAGUUAGAGAGGCGAUGA